AAACCGGGAAGAACAAAAUCUGGUUGCAUAUCCUCAUGAUGGAAAAAUCUACUUCUGCACCUCCCAGGAUAUCCCUCCAGAAAAUGAACUGCUUUUUUACUACAGCCGGGAUUAUGCCCAGCAGAUUGGUGUUCCUGAGCACCCCGACGUGCAUGUUUGUAACUGUGGCAAGGAGUGCAGCUCCUACACGGAAUUCAAGGCCCACCUGAGCAGCCACAUCCACCACCAUCUCCCCAGCCAGAGCCACGGGGCCGGCCACGGGCCCAACCACAGCAAGGAGAGGAAGUGGAAGUGCUCCAUGUGCCCGCAGGCCUUCAUCUCGCCCUCCAAGCUCCACGUGCACUUCAUGGGCCACAUGGGGAUGAAGCCCCACAAGUGCGACUUCUGCAGCAAGGCCUUCAGCGACCCCAGCAACCUGCGCACCCACCUCAAGAUCCACACAGGUCAGAAGAACUACCGCUGCGUCCUGUGUGACAAGUCCUUUACCCAGAAGGCUCACCUGGAGUCGCACAUGGUCAUCCACACGGGGGAGAAGAACCUCAAGUGCGAUUACUGCGACAAGCUCUUCAUGCGGCGGCAGGACCUGAAGCAGCACGUGCUCACGCACACGCAGGAACGGCAGAUCAAGUGUCCCAAAUGCGAGAAGCUCUUCUUGAGGACGAAUCACCUGAAGAAGCACCUCAACUCCCACGAAGGAAAGCGGGAUUAUGUGUGCGAGAAGUGCUCCAAGGCCUACCUGACCAAGUACCACCUCACGCGCCACCUCAAGAUCUGCAAAGGCCCCACCUCGGGCUCGUCGGCCCAGGAGGAGGAGGACGACGAUGACUCGGAGGAGGAGGAGCCGGGAGACUCCGCGGGGGCCGACGAGUGUCGGCUGGGGGGCGCCGUGUACGCCGCGGACGACGGCCUCUCCGCACACAAGUGAGGGCGGGCGGGCGGGCGG
Molecule: messenger RNA, 943 nt
Organism: Gracilinanus agilis (Agile Gracile Mouse Opossum)
Lineage: Eukaryota; Metazoa; Chordata; Mammalia; Didelphimorphia; Didelphidae
Product: PR domain zinc finger protein 4-like
Exons: 4
Biological process (GO): cell fate commitment; regulation of transcription by RNA polymerase II
Cellular component (GO): cytoplasm; nucleus
Molecular function (GO): RNA polymerase II cis-regulatory region sequence-specific DNA binding; DNA-binding transcription factor activity, RNA polymerase II-specific; histone deacetylase binding
Source: RefSeq, a predicted model, not a curated record